Molecule: messenger RNA, 1050 nt
Organism: Cloeon dipterum
Lineage: Eukaryota; Metazoa; Arthropoda; Insecta; Ephemeroptera; Baetidae
Product: histone H3.3A
Exons: 4
Coding region: 170-580 (136 amino acids)
Cellular component (GO): nucleosome; nucleus
Molecular function (GO): structural constituent of chromatin; DNA binding; protein heterodimerization activity
Source: RefSeq, a predicted model, not a curated record
UGACCAAUCACAGCGCGCUCUCUGUGUCUUGCGCCAAUGAGCGUCAGUCAGCUUCUAAUAGUUGUCUUGAGCGAGCAAGGAAUUUCGGAAAUUUUCGGAAUCGCUGAAAAAGACCCUGAUUUUCAAAUUAAAUCUUGAGCUGACCCAGACAAACCGACCGCUGUAAAGCAUGGCCCGUACAAAGCAAACUGCCCGUAAGUCUACAGGAGGCAAAGCUCCUCGCAAGCAGCUCGCCACCAAGGCUGCUCGCAAGAGCGCUCCUUCCACCGGAGGUGUCAAGAAGCCCCAUCGUUACAGACCAGGUACUGUCGCCCUUCGUGAGAUCAGGCGUUACCAGAAGUCCACUGAGUUGCUGAUCCGCAAACUGCCCUUCCAGCGCUUGGUGCGUGAAAUUGCUCAGGACUUCAAGACGGAUCUCCGUUUCCAGAGCGCUGCCAUCGGCGCUCUCCAGGAGGCCAGCGAAGCCUACUUGGUGGGUCUGUUUGAAGACACCAACUUGUGCGCCAUCCAUGCCAAGCGUGUCACAAUCAUGCCCAAGGACAUCCAGCUGGCCCGCCGUAUUCGAGGAGAGAGAGCUUAGAUUAAUGGAGUGUCAUUUUGCAUCGUAAUUUUAUCGUUUCAUCUGAGGAAGAGCGGAGAAGGCAUUUAUGACGAGUAUAUCAUCAGCCUGUUCAUAACAAAGAAGGAAUGGGACUCUUGACACGAAGACUUGCAAUGUGUUUUAAUGUAGUAGUUGAUAAAGGUUCAUGAAUUAAAUGUUUUUCCACAACUUCAUGAUCUCUUAUGGUAAAAAGAGCGCAAACAUUUCGUUUCUACUGAAGGCAUAUUGUACUUUGGACUGCACUGCAAGCAUAGCCAAGUGUUGCGGAUGGACAUGAAUAUUAUUCAAUAUUAUGCUGCGAGUGACAGGAUGCCUUCCAAAUCAAAAUUUGGAGUUGCCGACAAAAAUAAUGAAUAGAUGAAGUUUCUCUGCAAAACAUGUAUAACCUUUUGUAUGUAUUCCUUUGGUGUCAAAUAAAUAUUUGCAUCUAACAUUACAAUAGCCAACAA